Messenger RNA from Pseudonaja textilis, 6390 nucleotides. RefSeq names its product adhesion G protein-coupled receptor G6 (gene ADGRG6). Gene Ontology annotation, molecular function: G protein-coupled receptor activity; laminin binding. Lineage: Eukaryota; Metazoa; Chordata; Lepidosauria; Squamata; Elapidae. Gene Ontology annotation, cellular component: plasma membrane. Gene Ontology annotation, biological process: adenylate cyclase-activating G protein-coupled receptor signaling pathway; myelination in peripheral nervous system; cell surface receptor signaling pathway. The record is from RefSeq and is a predicted model, not a curated record.
UGAUUUAUUGCCCGUCGAAACGAAGGUGGUUGGAACGAGGGCGAUGGGGUUUCCCUCGUGAACUUUCCUACCAGUCCGGCGCUAGACGAGGACCAGAAGAAGGGAGGAAGAAGAAGAAUCCCGCCCCAGAGGAUGCUAACUGAAACCAAGAUGUUAUAUGAAAUUCAGAUGUGGUGCUGUCAAUGGAAAAGGAAGUCACAUUUAUUUUUACUGUUCAUACUCAGUCUUCUGUGCAUACAGAUUUCAGCUCAAGAUUGCUCAGAGUGUCGUAUGGUGCUGUCCAAUCCCACGGGAAUUUUUACCUCUCCUUGCUUCCCCAAUAAUUAUCCCAACAAUCAAGCAUGCAAGUGGACCAUCAGGGCUCCUUCUGGAUACAUCAUUCAGAUAACAUUUGUUGAUUUUGAUAUUGAAGAAGCGUCUGGUUGCACAUAUGAUCACAUAAAUUUGGACACUGGAGACAAGAAAGAUUCCUAUUGUGGGAUGACUGCCAAAGGUUUAUCAUUUAACUCAUCUAGGAAUGAAAUGAUUGUAACUUUUACAAGUGACUUUAGCAUUCAAAAGAAAGGCUUCAAUGCUACUUAUACCCGAAUUGCUGUAUCGUUGAAGAAUCAAAAGGUUAUCAUUCCGCAAUAUCUAGAUUCUGAUUCUGUGUCUCUGGCAAAUUCUGUCCAAGUCCCAGAUCUUAAUCAGUUCACCCUGUGCUUUGAAGCAAGAGCAAACAACAGUAAUAACUAUGAAUGGAAGGCUUUCUCCUAUGGUGAUUCCUCUGUGGAAUUCUUCAGCUUUGGCAAAACGAAACAAGGGCACUUCGUUUUUAUUUCAGACUCAAAGUGUUUUUUAAAUGAUGCUCUUAACAUUGGUCCAGAUGAGGACAUUUUCACAGAAACAUUUGAAGAGCUUUGCAUUGUAUGGGAUAGCUCAUCAGGCACAGUAGGUAUAAAUGUCAAAGGGAUGUAUAAAACAGUCCAUUGUUUAGAUACUUCUGAAAAAGUGAUUCCUGGUAAUGGAAAGUUGGUUCUGAGUUCUGACAGAGAAGACACAAGCCCUUUACCUGGAGAUAUGUACAACUUCCGGCUUUGGAAUUUUACAAUGAAUUCCCAAUCACUUUUCAACCUCACCUGUGAUGAGAAAGGUAACAUUAUUGACUGGGAAAAUGAUUUCUGGAGUAUUCCAACAACAUUUCUAAAAGCAGAGAACAACUUGAGUUGUGGCUCAUAUCUCGUCCCCUUGCCAACAGUUGAACCAACUAGCUGUACCACUACAGGAAGCCUUUGCCGAGCUACUGUAAGUUCAACCACUCCAUCACCCACUGUUACCACUAACAUGCCUGAUACUAACAGAACCGAUAAAAUAAUGGAUGGUAGAUUAUACUACAGAAUUGACUUUACUGUCUACAAAAUCAAAGAAGAUGCAGAGCCAAACAUUCAGAAUGUAAUUAGAGAAUGGUUAAUCCAGACCAUGGGGAGCUGGAAUUAUAACGUAUGUGUGGUUCAUGUAAGUGUUGAACCGAGUUCAACAAAAAAUGCAGCAAGAGGAAAGAGAAGCAUUGAUCAAAGUUUUGAAGUCCGUGCUCUUUUAGCUUACAAUUCUACCAACAAUGUAAGUUUAGAAGAACAAAUGAUUAGACAGAAACUCGAAAACAGUAAUAUCACAGAAAACUUGGAACUCCGUAACGUGAAUGUUCAUUCAAUUGAAAAAUGUGAGGCUGAGGAACAGCCUACGAAUUACUUUUGGAAAGAAACUGGACCAAGAGACACUGCCACCAUUAGCUGCUAUGACAACCCUACCCAGAUUGCAUCACGAACAUGCUUUCUAAGCAUGAAUAAUUACACAUCUCAUUGGGAUACUCCUGAUCUUAGAAACUGUACAGAAAAUGCUGCUGACAUAGCCAACCAGCUACUGAAUCUUACGGGAGAAGGGCAGCAGUUGACUUCAGACAAAGUUAAUGAUGUGAUCCAGAAAUUAAAAAAAAUUGUGAAUGAUGAAGAAAUCAAUGAAUCCUUGGGUUCUACUGUGAUCACGAUAUUUUCUAAUAUUUUAACUAGUUCUGAUAAUGUAUUGGCUGCAUCAUCUUCUGAAGCUAUAAAGACAAUUGAUGCCUUGGCAUUGAAGAUUCGGUUUAUAGGUACCUCCAUGAGCAUUUCAACCCGAAACUUAGCGCUUGGAGUUUCAUCUUUGAAUUCAUCUUUAUUCAAUGGUUCUUCCUUCAGUGUCGGUCCCCAGAACAAUGCUUCUGAUUUUCAGAUUGAUUUUGAUAAAAACCAAGACAAUUCUCUUGCUACUAUUUAUUUGCCUCCAAGUUUGCUAAAUAAUUUAAAUCAAGAAGAUCUUGAAACAAUAUCCAGGGCUCAAUUCACUUUUUUCAAUAAAAAUGGACUCUUUCAGGAUACAGAAGCUCCUUCCAAUUUAACAAGUUACGUGGUAGCCUGCAGUGUGGGAAAUACUACUAUCCGUGAUCUCAAGGAGUCUGUGAAAAUUACAAUCAAGCAUACAUUCAAACAUGAUAACAUCCAGAAGGCUCCUAAUGCUACUUGUGUUUUUUGGGACAUGAACAAGAACAGAGGCCAAGGUGGGUGGAAUAAAACAGGCUGCUAUGCACUUCCCGAGUCAAAUGAAAAUGAGACUAUCUGUCUCUGCAAUCAUCUUACACAUUUUGGCAUAUUGAUGGAUUUGCCAAGAACAGCUUCACAAAUAGAUUCUGGAAAUACCAGAGUCCUCACUUUCAUAACAUAUAUCGGUUGUGGAAUAUCAGCCAUAUUUUCUGCUGCAACCCUUCUGACAUAUAUUGCUUUUGAAAAACUGCGAAGAGAUUAUCCGUCCAAAAUCCUAAUGAAUUUGAGCACAGCUUUGCUGGGCCUGAAUCUGGUCUUUCUCCUGGAUGGUUGGAUUGCAUCAUUUGACAUAGAAGGCCUCUGCAUAGCUAUUGCUGCUCUCCUGCACUACUUUCUUCUGGCAACUUUCACCUGGAUGGGCCUUGAAGCUGUUCAUAUGUAUAUAGCUCUAGUAAAAGUGUUCAAUACGUACAUUCGUCAAUACAUAUUAAAAUUUUGUGUGAUUGGUUGGGGUUUACCAGCAUUGGUAGUAAUUAUUAUUUUAUCAAGCACCCAUGCAAAUACAAAUAAUAUUUACAACAACAUUUUAAAUGACAAAAAUAAUAAGGAACAAGAUGGAGAUGAUUUCUGCUGGAUUAAAAGCACCGUUGUGUUUUACGUGACUUGUGUUGGCUACUUUGGAAUCAUGUUCCUCAUGAACAUUGCCAUGUUUGUUGUGGUGAUGAUGCAAAUCUGUGGACGAAAUGGAAAACGGACCAAUAGGACUAUGCGGGAAGAGAUCCUGAGGAACCUGCGUAGUGUUAUUAGCCUGACUUUCCUCCUAGGCAUGACAUGGGGUUUUGCUUUUUUUGCCUGGGGGCCACUAUAUCUCCCUUUUGUGUAUCUCUUCUGUAUUUCCAACUCACUGCAAGGUUUAUUUAUAUUUAUAUUCCACUGUGCAAUGAAAGAAAAUGUACAAAAGCAAUGGAGAAGGCAUCUUUGUUGUGGACGAUUCAGGCUGGCAGAUAACUCAGACUGGAGUAAAACAGCAACUAAUAUAAUAAAGAAGAGUUCAGACAAUCUGGGAAAAUCCUUAUCUUCCAGUUCUAUUGGUUCUAAUUCAACAUACCUGACUUCAAAAUCCAAAUCCACAUCAAACACCUACCAUAAAAGGAACAGCCAUUCUGACAAUGUUUUUCUUGACAAGCCUUCAACAAAAUACAUCCAAGUGGACAUGGAACAGACGUCAAUCAUCCCAGUUCACCAAGUCAUUGACAAAGUGAAAGGUUACUAUAAUACUCAAUCAGACAAUUUCUAUAGAAAUAUGAUCAUGUCAGACUCCCUGAGCCACAGUACAAAAUUCUGAAUAUCUGGAAGAAGACAAGUCAACAAGCAGAAUAAAGAUUAUUAAGUGUUGAACUUGUGGUGACUGGCAAAAGAUAUAAACUUUACCAAAGUGUUGUGCUUUAUCCAGUUAUAUAAGCUUUUCAGCUACCUAGACUUGGAGAAACAGAACAUCUAAUCAAUUCUCUCCACUCUCUUAUCAACAGUUCUCAAGCAUCUAACAGUGACAUGUUUAUUAAUCCCAUCUAUAAUCUUGCAAAGUUAAGAAUCUUGAAAAGUCCAAAACUAAAGCUUGUAGCUUCCAAAGACAUUUUCAAAGCAUGCUGUUAAGAUGUUGCAUCAACCCACAUUUUCUUCUGUGAUAUAUAUGUAUGUCUGUGUGCAUAUGUAGCCUUACACAGGGAGGGCUAUCCAAUUGUGCAUGUCAGUAGGUAUAAAUGUAUUCCCUUGGAUCAUGUAAUCAAAUCUACUCUGAAAAGAGGGAUAAUAGCAUAUUCUGCUUGCAGCAUCAGCAGAGGUCUGUUUGCGUAAUGCUAGAGGUCAUUUGAGAUUUUAUAGAUGUUUUUUACAAGGCAAAGAAAAACUAUUUUUAGUGAAUUUAUACUCUUUUGUGCCUGAUUACAGAAAUCAAAAGUGUUUCAAAGAUUAUCUUUCUCUCAAUCUUAACUCUUGCUUGCAAACUCUGGGCCAUAUUUAUUAUUUUAUUAUUUUUUAAUGGCAGAAGUAUUGAAGUGUGCUUCUGUGAUUUUGGAAAAACUUAAUGAAAUGUUUUAUAUAACUUGAAAGUUUGCCUAGUUAUAGAUCAAAAGAAACUGAGCAGUUAAACUGAGCACAGUUGCUAUGCAUCUUCAUCAUGAUCAAAGAAUAGAAAUUCUGAAUCAGUCCAAUAUUAUAUAUGAAUUUACAUCAGUUUUUCCUAAUUUGCUUUAUUUUCACAUCCUUAUAUAUGUGGAAUUCCAGGAUGGAACAUGGUUUUCCAUUGAUUUAUGCCUUAAGAGCAAUGUUUAUUAACCUGUCAAAUCAAGUUACUGCCCUACACCUUUUCACCCAGAUAGACCUUUUCCAAGAUAUGUAUUGACACAUACCUAACAAGAAAUCUUUAUAAUUUCAGAUAUACACAGCUGCUGAAACAAUUGAGAUUUUCACACGUAAGCAUAGCGGUCAUGCCAUCUAUUCUUCCCUUCAUAUAGUAUUUUGAAUUACAGAUUAUAUUAUUAUAUACUCUGUAGCAAAUAUACUUAGAUUUACUAAAGUCAGUAUGCCUCAUCUUUAAAGGAGAAGGUUGUUAUAUUCAUUGUUUACAACCGUAACACAAAUUUUCUUUGGGUGAAAUUAGCUAAAAUAAAUACUCAAAAUAUAUAUAUUUGCACACAAACAUACACACACACAUGCUAAAUAUAAAACAAUCUGUCACUUGCUCAAUUCUUUAGUAACUCUUUCUGUGUGCCAUUUUAUUUAAUCUCCCAAUAAUAUAUAGAAUAAUCUCCAGUAUGUCUUCUUAGAAAUAAUUCCAACUGAAUACAAGGAGGCUUAUUUUAAGGAAAAUUUGUACAGAAUUGCAAAUUUGACCAGUGACUGACAGGUGGUCAUAGGAUUUCUCCCUCUUUCUAUGGCAAUAAUCUCUGCAAGCUUAUUUUCAAAGUUUCAACUCCAUCUGUUAUUAUAGCUGUUUAACAACUACCUGUUAUACUAAAGUUGCCCUGUUAGACUAAAGUUGUUUGAUUUAAUUUGUUUUAUAAGGCAUUAUUUAUUGCAGGUUAAGGAUUUAUUUUAAUAUGAGUGAAUGAUUCCUUGUGACAUCAAAUUAUACCAGAGUCUGAUGGGAUCAAACAGAGUCUGAUGGGAUUACUAAAGAGAAUGUUUUGUUUAUAUGUGCCUUCUAAAAAAAUUAGUUUAUAUCUCUCAAUAAAUUUCAGAAAGUCACUUAUGUAACAUUUAUUCUGGAUAAAAUAUUCAAAAUAAGGAGGGAAACUCUAUUUCUGUAUAUGGUAAUUGGAAGUAAAUAAUAUUAAAAUGGUAAAUGGCUUUACUUUCAUUAGGAAAAUUGUAAUACUUUAGUUUCCCCUUAAGAUGGUUUUAUCUGACCAGAUUAAUGUGAAAUGUGCCUAUAUUUUAGCCAAAUAAGAAUAUUCUUUGCAUUUACUACCAUGUAGUAAUCCUUUAAAAUUUAUUUCAGAUAAAUAGUUUUUCUAGUGCUCUUCUUUCAUCAUAUCAUCUUUCUUGUAUAAAUCUUUGGUUUUCUUAUCAGCAAAGCUUAACUUUCUUUGUAUAUAUUUAUUUAUUUCUGAGGUUUAAAAUGUGUCAGCAUGUUUCAACUGCACACUAGCUGUCUUUGUAUACAAACUUUAAGUGAUAAGGAGAAAAAUAGGUAUGUGUGUGUGAAUAUGUCUGCAUGUUGGAUUUGCUACAUGUACAAUUUAUUGGAUAAGCUUUUGUUUAUCACGGAAAUACUGAUAUAAUUUCAAACAUUAGUUUUUAAGGACUAGUGUACAAUUUAUAGAAACAUUGUAACAUC